UUCGUUUCUGAGAAGCAACGAGACAUCAUCAUGCCCGAGCCAGCAAAGUCAGCGCCCAAGAAGGGCUCCAAGAAAGCCGUCACCAAGACCGCAGGGAAGGGCGGCAAGAAGCGCAGAAAGUCCAGGAAGGAGAGUUACGCCAUCUACGUGUACAAGGUCCUGAAGCAGGUCCACCCCGACACCGGCAUCUCCUCCAAGGCCAUGGGAAUCAUGAACUCGUUCGUGAACGACAUCUUCGAGCGUAUCGCCGGAGAGUCCUCUCGCCUGGCCCACUACAACAAGCGUUCUACCAUCACCUCCAGGGAGAUCCAGACCGCCGUGCGCCUGCUGCUCCCCGGUGAACUUGCCAAACACGCCGUGUCCGAGGGCACCAAGGCCGUAACCAAGUACACCAGCUCCAAGUAAACAGCGCAUUUGGACUACUCUACUAACCCAAAGGC
This is a messenger RNA of Coregonus clupeaformis (lake whitefish), 440 nucleotides long. RefSeq names its product histone H2B. Gene Ontology annotation, molecular function: DNA binding; protein heterodimerization activity; structural constituent of chromatin. Lineage: Eukaryota; Metazoa; Chordata; Actinopteri; Salmoniformes; Salmonidae. The record is from RefSeq and is a predicted model, not a curated record. The transcript has a single exon. Gene Ontology annotation, cellular component: nucleosome. The coding region runs from base 31 to 405 and encodes 124 amino acids.